GUGUCCUCUGUAAACCGAAUUCUCAGGAAGAUUCAACUCGACUCUGCGAUGUUGAGAGUGGAGAUUUCUACGCACCACCCCAGAUACCCAGGUAGGCUACACAUCCUAAAUCUUGAACUGGGAGAAAUACACACAUUUAGGCCACAUACACUGUGCACAAUUUGAAAAACAUAGCCAUAUAGCCUACUUGUAUGCAUUCCAGGUCUUCCAGUGGAGACCCCAACGCAGUUAGUAGUGAAGGAGAGGGAGGAGAUGGAGACAGUUGAGGUGAAGGAGCCUCCAGGGCCCCAGCAUCGCAACCGCACCACCUUCACCCUGGAGCAGUGCAGAGUAUUAGAGCAAGGUAGGCCUAUACAGUAGUCCACUUUAGACAGAACAAUGUCCUACCUUUACUUCGACAACUGUUUAGGUCCAUUUAGGCUAUGUAUUUAUAAAUGUGGAGUGGAUGCACGAAAGAUUAGGCUACAACGACUUAGUUUGAUUAGACUUUAUUCCUAUUUCACCAAGGCUUGUUUUAGAGCAGUUGGAAAAUCUGUUAUCAUUUCAAGCUGAGCUUUGAAUGCUCUUUCAUCAAUUUUUUCCCUCCCAAACUGAACAGAAUUCACACGGAGCCACUACGCAGACAUGUUCACCAGGGAAAAACUGGCAUCUGAGAUCCAACUUCCAGAGGACACCAUCAAGGUAACAUGGCACAAACUAUGCAUACAACCUAUGUAAUUUCCUGUAAAAUUACCUGUAAUACUGAGCUACAUCUGUUAUAAUUGCCAUUCCCCUUUGAAGGUGUGGUUCUCAAACCGAAGGGCAAAAUGGAGGCGGGAAGCCAAGCAUAAGAGCAGUGUCCAUGGAGCACAUAGUGAGUGUGUGUAUUUGUAUUUAUUAAGGAUCCCCAUUAGCUGCUGCCAAGGCAACAGUUACUCUUCCUGGGGUCCAGCAACAUUAAGGCAGUUAUAUACAAUUAAAAAUAUUACAUUACAUGUAAUAACACUUUUCACAACACAUUAAGUGUGUUCCCUCAAGCCACUACUCUACUACCACAUAUCUACAAUACAAAAUCCAUGUGUACGUGUGUGUAGAGUGCGCGUCUUAUCAUGUGUAUGUGUGUCUGUGCCUGUGUGUGUGUCUCUUCACAGUCCCCACUGUUCCAUAAGGUGUAUUAUUAUUGUUUUAAAAAAAUCUGAUUCUACUGCUUGCAUCAGUUACCUGAUGUGGAAUAGAGUUCCAUGUAGCCAUGGCUCUAUGUAGUACUGUGCGCCUCCCAUAGUCUGUUCUGGACUUGGGGAUUGUGAAGAGACCUAUGGUGGCAUGUCUUGUGGGGUAUGAAUGGGUGUCCGAGCUGUGUGCUAGUAGUUUAAACAGACACCUCGGUGCAUUCAGCAUGUCAUACACUUCUUACAAAAACAAGUGGUGAUGAAGUCAAUCUCAAUCAAUCAAUCAAUCAAUUUUAUUUUAUAUAGCCCUUCUUACAUCAGCUAAUAUCUCGAAGUGCUGUACAGAAACCCAGCCUAAAACCCCAAACAGCUAGUAAUGCAGGUGUAGAAGCACGGUGGCUAGGAAAAAAAUCUCUCCUCCACUUUUAACCAUGUUAUUAUUAAUGUUAGCUCUCCGUGUACAUUUAAGGGACAGCCGUGUUCUGAGCCAAUUGUAAUUUUCCGAGGUCCCUCUUUGUGGCACAUGACCACAUGACUGAACAGUAGUCCAAGUGCGACAAAACUAGGGCCUGUAGGACCUGCCUUGUUGAUAGUGUUGUUAAAAAGGCAGAGCAGCACUUUAUUAUGGAUAGACUUCUCCCCAUCUUAGCUACUGUUGUAUCAACAUGUUUUGACCAUGACAGUUUCCAAUCCAGGGUUACUCCAAGCAGUUUAGUCACCUCAACUUGCUCAAUUUCCACAUUCUAAAUUACAAUAUUUAGUUGAGGUUUAGGGUUUAGUGAAUGAUUUGUCCCAAAUACAAUGCUUUUAGUUUUUGAAAUACUUAGGACUAACUUAUUCCUUGCCACCUAUUCUGAAACGAACUACAUCUCUUUGUUAAGUGUUGCAGUGAUUUCACUCACUGUAGUAGCUGACGUGUGUAGUGUUGAGUUAUCUGCAUACAUAGGCUUUACUCAAAGCCAGUGGCAUGUCAUUAGUAAAGAUUGAAAAAAGGAAGGGGCCUGAACAGCUGCCCUGGGGAAUUCCUGAUUCUACCUGGAUUAUGUUGGAGACACUUUCAUUAAAGAACACCCUCUGUGUUCUGUUAGACAGGUAACUCUUUAUCCACAAUAUAGCAGGGGUGUAAAGCCAUAACACACGUUUUUCCAUCAGCAGACUAUGAUCGAUAACGUCAAAAGCCGCACUGAAGUCUAACAAAACAGGUCCCACAAUCUUUUUAUCAUCAAUUUCUCUCAGCCAAUCAUCAGUCAUUUAUGUAAGUGCUUGUCAAAUGUCCUUCCCUAUAAGCAUGCUGAAAGUCUGUUGUCAAUUUGUUUACAGUAAAAUAGCUUUGAAUCUGGUCAAACACAAUAAAAAAAAAAAAGUUUGCUAAGGGUUGGUAACAGGUUGAUUGUUCGGCUAUUUGAGCCAGUAAAGAGGGCUUUACUCUUCUUAGGUAGCGGAAUGACUUUAGCUUCCCUACAGGCCUGACGGCACACACUUUCUAGUAGGCUUAGAUUGAAGAUAUGGCAAAUAGGAGUGGCAAUAUCAUCCGCUAUUAUCCUCAGUAAUUUUCCAUCCAAGUUGUUAGACCCCGGUGGCUUGUCAUUGUUGAUAGACAACAAUACUUUUUUCACCUCUUCCACACCCACUUUACGGAAUUGAAAAUUACAAAGCUUGUCUUUCAUAAUUUAUACUUGGAUGUGUAGUAUCAGUGUUUGUUGCUGGAAUGUCAUGCCUAAGUUUGCUAAUCUUGCCAAUGAAAAAAUCAUUAAAGUAAUUGACAAUAUCAGUGGGUUUUGUGAUGAAUGAGCCAUCUGAUUCAAUGAGUGAUGGAGCGGAGUUUGCUUUUUUGGCCAAAAUGUAAUUUAAGGUGCUCCAAAGCUUUUUGCUAUCAUUCUUUAUAUAAUUUAUCUUUGUUUCAUAGUGUAGUUUCUUCUUCUUUUUAUUCUGUUUAGUCACAUGAUUUCUCAAUUUUGUAGUACGUUUGCCAAUCGGUUGUGCAGCCAGACUUAUUUUGCAUUCCUUUUGCCUCAUUCAUACAAUUUUUCAAUUCCUCAUCAAUUUAACAGUUUUUACAGUCAUUUUCUUAAUGGGUGCAUGCUUAUUAGUAACUGGAAUAAGACAUUUCAUAAAUGUGUCAAGUGCAGCGUCUGGUUGAUCCUCAUUACACACAACAGACCAACAAAUAUUAUUUACAUCAACAACAUAGGAAUCACUACAAAACCUAUUAUACACUAUAUUAGGCCCAGCCUUCGGAACUUUGGUUUUCCUAGAUAUGGCUACUAUAUUGUGAUCUCUACAUCUGAUGGAUUUGAAUACUGCUUUAAAGCAAAUUUCUGCAGCAUUAGUAAAGAUGUGAUCAAUAAAUGUGAUGAUUUCAUUCCUGUGCUGUUUGUAACUACCCUGGUAGGUUGACUGAUAAUCUGAACCAGGUUGCAGGCACUGGUUACAGUUUGAAGCUUUUUCAGUCAAUAUUUAAAUAACCCAGAAAAUAUACCUCUCUGUUGAUAUCACAUACAUUGACAAGCAUUUCACACAUGUUAUCCAGAUACUGACUGUUAGCACUUGGUGGUCUAUAGCAUCUUGAGAGAGAGAAAGAAAGAAAGAAAGAAAGAAAGAAAGAAAGAAAGAAAGAAAGAAAGAAAGAAAGAAAGAAAGAAAGAAAGAAAGAAAGAAAGAAAGAAAGAAAGAAAGAAAGAAAGAAAGAAAGAAAGAAUAACAGUUCACUUUUCUUUUUAAAGCUUCAAUUCUGAUGAACCAAAAGAACAAAGAUUUCCCUUCAGUGAAUUCGAUGAGAACAACCAACUCAAUGACUCAACAGGUACAUAAACAAGCUAAGCCCCCUGACACCAUGUUGUUAUGAAAAUUGAGUAUAUACCACUGCAAUUGAUACUAUUCAUGUGCAAUUAAGUAUUAUUAACCUUGUAGCAAGUUACCAGCUGACUAACAAAAUGCUAUGUUUAUCUUGUUUGUGGUGUCAUUACAACUGUGUUUAGACACACUGGAGGCAGAGGGAGGGUUUGGGAGUACAGUUUGACACUUCAUGCUCAGAAAUCUCCCAGAGAUAUGGUCCAGCUACUACAAUAGAGAGAGGUGAUUAAGCUUUUAUGAUGGGUUUUUUUAAGAGUGGGGCAAAGCCCUUCUCCUGGAGAGCCACUUACCAUGCAGGUUUUUGCUCCAGCCCUGCCCUAACACACUCAACUCCACAAAUCAACUGCUCAGUUUCUCAAAGAGAACUUAGCUAAAUCAGGUGUGUUAGAGCAGGGCCGAAGCAAAAUCCUGCACAUUCACUAGAUCUCCAGGAGAAUUGGCCAACCCUGCUUUAACCAUUUCAGAGAUGUACCUAUAAAACACAAUGUGAAUAGUGAAUGAAUGUACUACCUCACCUACAGGUACAGGAGGAACAGAAGUGUUGGGCUACAGAGGUAUCUCCAUUCCUCUUCCAUCCUCAUCCUCUCAAUACUCAGGCAGCACCACGUUCCCAUUGGUCCAUCCCCAGGACGAGAGGACUCCAUUAGCUCACCAUGCAGAGAGAUUCACGUUCCCAUUGGCUCAUCAUUACACAGACGUGAGGACAGUCUUCCCAUUGGCUCAUCAGACUGAGAGGAUGGGACAUACACUGAACUAUCAUUGGAAUGAGGGGACAGAUUUCCAAUUGGCUCAUCACCAAACAGAUGAAAGGUUUCUAUUGGCUCAUCACAGGGAGAGGACUGGUGGUCCAUCACUUAUGGGACAGAAUGUGUCUCCCCUUUUCUCGAAUCAGUGA
Coregonus sp. 'balchen' is the source of this 4896-nucleotide messenger RNA. The record is from the annotation of a GenBank genome assembly. Lineage: Eukaryota; Metazoa; Chordata; Actinopteri; Salmoniformes; Salmonidae.